AUGGGUGUUCCCUUCGAGGCCCUCCUCCCCUUCGGGAUCAUCAUCGGCUGCUUCGGUGCCGGCGGUUAUGGCCUGAUGGCCGUCAAGAACUGGACGAACGAAGGCAAGCGGGCGCGGUGGAACAGAGAUGUGUGGGACAGAGUAAUGAUGGAGAGAGAUAUGAGACUCACAGGAACCGCGCGAGGACAGUCGUGCAACCACGAAGCGCCCCCGGGCUUCGAGCUGAGCAACCCAUGGAAGCUCGAAAAACGCAUCUUCUAG
Molecule: messenger RNA, 261 nt
Organism: Aspergillus heteromorphus CBS 117.55
Lineage: Eukaryota; Fungi; Ascomycota; Eurotiomycetes; Eurotiales; Aspergillaceae
Product: NADH dehydrogenase [ubiquinone] 1 alpha subcomplex subunit 1
Exons: 4
Coding region: 1-261 (86 amino acids)
Source: RefSeq, a predicted model, not a curated record